AUGGAUGGAUGCUACCGCCGAGUCAUCCGGGUGAGACAGACUUCAUUCUUCAAUAAAGGAACUGUCGCCGAGCCGCGUCUCAAUGAAGUUGUGGAUUUGCCUGCGAGUAUAAUAAAGGAACUGUCGCGAGCCAAUAGUUCCAGCGACGAAGAGCAAUCUCAAAGCAGCCUCUCACUCGGAGAAGGCUGUAGUUUCUGGCCGGUUGGCUGUUCAAAAAAAUCGGAGGGUGAACUGUUUGAUUCUUUAAAUCUGACUAGUUCGCAAUUGGAGGAUUUAAUAGCUGAAACAGAUUGUCUUUUUGAGAAUAAAAAUCCUGCCUCAGCCAAAGAGUCCCCAGAAACAGAAUACUCGACGCCCCCAAAGAGCGGGUUUUCUUCCGAAGUUUCCAGUCAGCAUCUAGAAUCGGCGCAAAGGCUCUCGGACAGUCUAUUAUUGAACAUCUCAUUCACGCCGCCCGAACCAGCCUCUCCUGGCUUACUGACUCGGAUACUCGGGGGAUCACCGCCGUUUGCAUCAUCACCCGGACUUCUCACCCAAAUAAUCGGUGAACCUGAAAGAUUGGAUCCCGCUGCUAAGGCUGCUGAGCUGAAGGCGGAAAUCGAACGAGUGCUGUUGAUUUUUCAAAGUGCAUUACCGGACCUUUUACCCCUGUCUCCGGAUAUACGUGAAAAGGUUAUUUUAUUGUAUGCAAUUUUAGAAAACUUGUUCCCCAAAUAAUGUCUGGCAAAA
This is a messenger RNA of Polypterus senegalus (gray bichir), 729 nucleotides long. RefSeq lists its product as uncharacterized. The record is from RefSeq and is a predicted model, not a curated record. The coding region runs from base 1 to 717 and encodes 238 amino acids. The transcript has 7 exons. NCBI's taxonomy places the organism in Eukaryota, Metazoa, Chordata, Cladistia, Polypteriformes, Polypteridae.